AGAUGGCGGCGCUCGCAAGAGUCUCCCGGCUGCUUCUCGCCGGCGCUCCCCGGGCCCCGUUGGGGCGGCUUAUGUCGGCAGUGGCUCACGGGGAGGCCGGGGCAGCUCGGACAUGGAAGAUCCUGUCUUUUGUGGUUGCUCUUCCUGGUGUUGGUGUAUGCAUGCUGAAUUGCUACUUAAAGAUGCAGCAUGAACAUGAAAGAGGAGAGUUUGUUCCUUAUGCUCACCUCCGCAUCAGGACCAAGCCCUUCCCAUGGGGAGAUGGGAACAAAACUCUGUUUCACAACCCUCAUACUAAUCCUCUCCCAACUGGCUAUGAAGAGGAUCACUGAACACUUGGACCACAGCAGCAAUUUGGACCAUUGCUCUAUUUGGACCAGAACACUGUAUGGGACCCUCAAUCUAAACAAUAUUCUGCAUUCCUUGUACUGUCAAGUUAUAAAUGGCGUUCUGACCUUUAGCCCUGUACUUGAAGUGGAGGUCAUUUAACAUAAAUAAAUCUUAACCUACCAUUUGUGUGUGGACCUUUGUAAAGAACUGGAAAUCCUUGAUCUAGUCUUUUCCCAAUACUGUUUACAGAGAAUUUUAUGGCUAACAAACUCUUCUUGGGUGGCUGGAAAGGGUGUUGUAGGCAAUAGUGUAGUGAGAGAUUUAAUUUCUGCUUAUCUCUAAGCAGCCAUGAGAGGUAGAAAGGGUUACUGCUUUAUGGCCUAUAACAGACUAGUGGUAAGAAUGCAUACUAGAAAACCAAACUCUUAUGCAAGCAACAGAAUUGGAUCUAAACUGUAAUUGAUUUUCUCCCUAAGCCAUUAAUCGUGUUGAAAGAAGCAUAAGUGCUAGAUAAAAUUCUUGAAAGCUACUGAAGUUGUUUAAUGGGAACUGUCAUACCCUAUCAGAGCAGUGGUCUAAUAUAGUCAGUAGUCUGCCACUAACUACUGCUUUUAAAGGAAGAUGCAAGAAAUCCUACACUGGAUAACUCUUAGAACACUAAUGCAUGCAUAAGCAAACCUCAUCUCCAUAAGAGAUAUACUCUAGUAGACAUCACUGUCUUUCCCAGCUGGAGUGCUCCUACACUGUGCCAGAGCAAAGUUCUACUAUUGUAGCAACCUGAAGAAUUUGCACUGUUCCACACCCGACAGUACUUCUCAUGCCUUGUUUUCCCUGUGCAAUUUUGCCAAAUGGUUUUAUAAUCUAAUAUGGCUUCAUACGUAUGUUACUGCAUAAAUUAGGGCCUGUGUGUGCAAUUAGGAGUGAGGUGCUGUGCAAAUUUAUAAAAAC
Mauremys reevesii (Reeves's turtle) is the source of this 1278-nucleotide messenger RNA. RefSeq names its product cytochrome c oxidase subunit 6A1, mitochondrial. Gene Ontology annotation, molecular function: enzyme regulator activity. Gene Ontology annotation, cellular component: mitochondrial inner membrane. The record is from RefSeq and is a predicted model, not a curated record. The transcript has 3 exons. The coding region runs from base 3 to 332 and encodes 109 amino acids. Gene Ontology annotation, biological process: mitochondrial electron transport, cytochrome c to oxygen. Lineage: Eukaryota; Metazoa; Chordata; Testudines; Geoemydidae.